AUGGAUCUUGUGGGGACGACGUCCCCGUAUAUCGUUUCGGAGAGUGAAUCGUUACGUUACUACCGGCUGGCACUUUCAGCUAUCCGCACCCUGCUGCUGCAUCCAGAAUAUGCACAGAGUGACGAGAUGCUAGCGGCUUGUAUUCUAUUAUCUACUUAUGAGAUGAUUGACGUAGUUGGAGAGUCCCUCGGCUCGCAUCUCACCGGUGUUGCGUCCCUUUUGCGAACUCGCCAAGUACAUGGCAACGUGGCCGGGAUCCGUGGAGCAUGUUACUGGACCUGGUAUCGGCACGAAACGUGGGCAGCUCUCCGCACAGGCCGCCAAAUGUCGAUUGACGAGACAUACUGGGCGCCUGAGUCUAUCGCUAGUUUCAGCCACCUGACCCCAGAAGACGUCGCCAACCGAGUCAUUUUCAUCUUUGGCCAGUGCAUCAACUAUUGCAACGACGACACUGAUGGAAAGCUAAGGGAAGCCAAGGCUGCGGAGCUGGAUCAGGCACUAGAUGACUGGAAGGGGAAAUUACCUUCGAGUAUGGCAUGGUUCUCGACGGAGAAGCCCGAGGCCGGUCCUAUGGGUUCCAACCACUUCGAGGCCAUGUGGUUUGUCUUCCCCCAUAGUGCGGUCGAGUGGCAGGAAGACAGGGGUGCUCUCGAAUGA
Messenger RNA from Clonostachys solani, 657 nucleotides. The record is from the annotation of a GenBank genome assembly. NCBI's taxonomy places the organism in Eukaryota, Fungi, Ascomycota, Sordariomycetes, Hypocreales, Bionectriaceae.